This is a messenger RNA of Myotis lucifugus (little brown bat), 1108 nucleotides long. Its product is annotated as glycogen phosphorylase, brain form-like. The transcript is spliced from 4 exons. Lineage: Eukaryota; Metazoa; Chordata; Mammalia; Chiroptera; Vespertilionidae. Gene Ontology annotation, molecular function: glycogen phosphorylase activity; pyridoxal phosphate binding. Gene Ontology annotation, cellular component: cytoplasm. The annotation marks the transcript as partial. The record is from RefSeq and is a predicted model, not a curated record. Gene Ontology annotation, biological process: glycogen catabolic process.
UUUGCUUAUUUUGUGUAGAGUUUUUUUCCCCCCUUUACUUUCUUUCUUUCUUUUAGUCCAGAAGGCUAAUAAGUCUACCUUCUGGGUCUCAAUUUAAAGCAUUGUGCUUUCUUUUCCCCACCACAUUUUGAUCAGAACAAGGGGUCAGUUGGUGACAUGCUGCUCCAGCCGCUUCCCGCACACCCUGGGUGCACUUUGGCGCUUGGGUAUUUGGCAUUGCGGACAGUGAAACGUACAUCCCCAGCCCUUGUUUCUGUGCCUUCUCCACUACUGUGUAGAUGUGCCCCUACCAUCCAGACAGCUUGGCUUUGGGGUUGACUGUGCGGGGGAUGGGAGGCCGUCAGUCCGAGUGAGACUCUGGGAGGAAGUUGGCCGUGGGACUGAUUCAGAGAUGCCCCAAGUGUGGCUGUAUUCUCUGCAUCUUCCCACAACCCCAAAUUUACCCCACAUAGAUAUCUUCUUGGUGUGGCCCCGGGCUCUCAAGCCGAAGGGAGUGAGGGUAUAUUUCAGUUUUCUUUUUCAUGGUAGCUGAAGCUGACAGUGGUCAGCGCUGAAUCCCUGACACCCUAGAGGCUGACAUCCCAGCGCCUGGUUAACUUAGGGCCUUGCUUCCAGGGGGCCUUGAACAUGUUGAUUGUCUUUGAUCAGAAGAAGUUCUUUGUGUUUGAAAUUUUCAGCCUGCUUCCUUGACUCGAUGGCCACCUUGGGCCUGGCAGCAUAUGGCUAUGGAAUCCGCUAUGAGUUCGGGAUUUUUAACCAGAAGAUUGUCAAUGGCUGGCAGGUCGAGGAGGCCGACGACUGGCUGCGCUACGGCAACCCCUGGGAGAAGGCCCGGCCGGAGUACAUGCUUCCUGUGCACUUCUACGGGCGAGUGGAGCACACCCCCGAGGGGGUGAAGUGGCUGGACACGCAGGUGGUGCUGGCCAUGCCGUACGACACCCCGGUGCCAGGCUACAAGAACAACACUGUCAACACCAUGAGGCUAUGGUCUGCCAAAGCGCCCAACGACUUCAAUCUCCACGACUUUAACACGGGCGGUUACAUCGAGGCGGUCCUGGACAGAAAUCUGGCCGAGAACAUCUCCAGAGUCCUGUACCCCAACGACAAU